UUAUAUCAUCGUUGAUGUGAUAAUAAUAAAAGAACGAAAAACACAGAAGAAGCAAGCAUAAGUACAUGACUCAAAAUGCCUAUAAAUAAUGGAAGAUCGUGAUGGAUCAUCUUCCGUAGUUAAGACACCAGUGUCGGAUACGGAUUCAGGUUUCCGGUCCCCGCCAUUAAUUCUCUCUCUACAACAAAGCAAGAUACAUCUUCCUCUGUAAUUGCUUGCAGAAUCAAUUUUGAAGGUGGGGGACCAAACAGAAAACGUUGCUUUCCCAGUACUCCAAAUGACCUCUUGAAAAGAAGAAUCAAUUAAAGCAUGGCAGAUUGACCGCCAUUGAAACACCAGUACCAAAUCCAGUUUUUUAUUUAUAAGAAAAAAAAUUACCAGAGAAACCUCAACGUCUUUCUCUGCCGCAGAAAGUGGGAAAGUACGAUUUGGCAGUUUUCUUCACCUUCCGUCAUUUUCCUUAAGCGGUGCCAAUGACUUGUCGGUUUUCGAAGGAACUUUGUCCCCCUGCAUCAAUUUUGUGUGCUUUUGUAACACCUUUUUCUGGUUAGAUUUUUCUUCUGUGAUUGGUGGAGAAGAAAUGAGUUUGGAAUCGUUUCAGUUCGUCGAUGAGGAGAUCCAUAACCUGAUGUCGGCAGACCCGCCGGUGAAGACCGGCAAUUCGUUCACAGCUCUUCUCGAGCUCCCACCAAAUCAAGCCGUGAAGCUUCUACACUCGCCGGAAGAAUCAACACCUAAUGUUUUUGCCUCCGUAUGUUCGGUGAUGGAGAUAGAGAAUUCACCAAAUUCGAGCCGUGAUAACUUCGAUCUGGUGAAACUAGAGCCUGUGGAAUCAGGUUCCAUGCAUAAUUCAUCACUGAUUUUCUCAGAUCCAAUUAUUUCAAAAUCAACUAAACGGAAGGAUCGAGAGAAGAAGAUGAAAAGCUCUGCAACAGAGAUCGAUGGCGAGAAGCUCCCGUACGUUCACGUUCGUGCUCGGCGGGGUGAAGCAACAGAUAGCCAUAGCUUAGCCGAACGAGCAAGGAGAGAGAAGAUCAAUGCUCGGAUGAAGCUUCUUCAAGAGCUGGUCCCCGGUUGUAAUAAGAUUGCUGGAACAGCGAUGGUGCUCGACGAGAUCAUCAAUCAUGUACAAUCCCUGCAACUUCAAGUAGAGUUGUUAUCAAUGAAAUUGGCUGCUGUUUACCCUACAAUUGGUUUAAACGUUGACAGUUUGUUUCCUUCAGAGAGUGGAUCACCGAUGGAUUAUAACUUCACGGGCAUGGUCUCACAAUCAUGGGGUCUCGACGAACAAGCAAAAGUGAACACACAACCGGUAUGGUAUCAUGAUGAGAUCAAUACUUUGAUGACACCAGAGAACUCACUGUUAAGCUACGACUGUUCAGGCAAUUUAGGUAAAUCCCGAAUUGAUUUUUUUAAUGUAGAUGAGAGAUCGAAUGUUCGUUUGAGCUGAUUGUCGAUUGUGGACAGCUUCUUGGCUCACGAGUCAGCUAAAAAUGGAGUUAUGAAGAUGGUGCGGCUCAUGGAAGGCCGAUCAUUGUGUAUAGAAAAGUUUGGAGUGGUUUAUAGAAGAUUAGAAGUUACUACAAUAAAAUCGGCUUUAUAGGGAUGCCACCAAUUGCUACCCGUUCUAAUAAACCGUUUUAUAAGACUUCAUUUAUAAAAUCAAAAAAAAUAAAGCAUCUAAUCUAAAAACGUUGUA
Molecule: messenger RNA, 1699 nt
Organism: Cynara cardunculus var. scolymus (artichoke)
Lineage: Eukaryota; Viridiplantae; Streptophyta; Magnoliopsida; Asterales; Asteraceae
Product: transcription factor bHLH48-like
Exons: 6
Coding region: 581-1450 (289 amino acids)
Biological process (GO): regulation of DNA-templated transcription
Cellular component (GO): nucleus
Molecular function (GO): DNA-binding transcription factor activity; protein dimerization activity
Source: RefSeq, a predicted model, not a curated record